Megalops cyprinoides (Indo-Pacific tarpon) is the source of this 1097-nucleotide messenger RNA. RefSeq names its product vasopressin V2 receptor (gene avpr2b.1). Gene Ontology annotation, cellular component: membrane. Gene Ontology annotation, molecular function: peptide binding; vasopressin receptor activity. Gene Ontology annotation, biological process: positive regulation of vasoconstriction; G protein-coupled receptor signaling pathway; regulation of systemic arterial blood pressure by vasopressin. The record is from RefSeq and is a predicted model, not a curated record. The transcript has 2 exons. The coding region runs from base 18 to 1097 and encodes 359 amino acids. Lineage: Eukaryota; Metazoa; Chordata; Actinopteri; Elopiformes; Megalopidae.
CGUUGCAUUUUGAUGAUAUGAUGACCUCGUUUACUCCGAACACCAGUAAUUUACGUCUAGCAACGGAACUGACCGAUGACCAGCCUCGAGAUGAGAACCUGGCCACAAUCGAAAUCGCCCUUCUAAGUAUUAUUUUUCUGAGCGCUGGGAUCCUGAACUGUGGGCUUUUGUUGGUGCUGUGGAGGAGGCGAAAACAGCUCUCUAGAAUGCGGGUCUUUGUUUUCCACCUCUGUUUGGCCGACCUAGUGGUCGCAUUUUUUCAGGUGUGUCCGCAACUGAUGUGGGACAUAACGGACAGGUUCCUCGGCCCCGAUCUGGUCUGCAGGCUAGUGAAGUACCUGCAGGUUGUCGGCAUGUUCGCUUCCACCUACAUGAUUGUGGUGAUGACCAUUGACCGCUACCAGGCCAUCUGCAACCCCAUGGUCACGUUCCAGAAGGGGCGGGCACGCUGGAAUGUCCCUGUGUGCAUCGCUUGGGCUAUAUCCCUCAUCGGCGGUCUCCCUCAGAUCUUCAUAUUUUCCCGGGUUCAAGUCGCUCCCGGUGUGUUCGACUGCUGGGCUCAAUUCAUACAACCUUGGGGACUAAGAACUUACGUUACUUGGACGACCCUGGUGAUUUUUGUCGUACCUGUUUUCACCGUGAUCGUGUGCCAGGUUCGAAUCUGUCGAGCCGUCCAGAUCAACUUGUAUAUCAAGACACACCAAGAAGGGGAAUCUGCAGUCGCCAACCCGCUACCCUCCAGGGCCAGCAGUGUUGCAGGUGUGUCCAAAGCCAGAAUAAAGACCGUGAAGAUGACAGUGGUGAUUGUUCUCGCUUACAUCAUCUGCUGGGCUCCAUUCUUCACGGUUCAGCUCUGGUCUGUCUGGGAUGUAAACGCGCCCACUGAAACUGCAACCUUUACCAUCCUGAUGCUUUUGGCCAGCCUGAACAGUUGCGCGAAUCCUUGCAUAUACCUUCUCUUCAGCGGACAGCUACCGAAAAGCCUGGUAGCGUUACUGUGCAGGAGCCAGUCUAAACUGAAAGACUCCGUGCCCGAGGAAGCCACGAUGGUCAGCUCUCUUUACAUGAGUUUCAAGAGCCUGUCGGACUCCAGAUAA